This is a messenger RNA of Plectropomus leopardus (leopard coralgrouper), 1235 nucleotides long. Lineage: Eukaryota; Metazoa; Chordata; Actinopteri; Perciformes; Serranidae. The record is from RefSeq and is a predicted model, not a curated record.
UGACAUAUCUCGAAAUAUUUGCUCAGAGUUUCAGUUUCUUUAUCAGAAUACACAAAUCUGAAGAGCCCUCCAGGCUGAGCGGCAAAAUGGUAAUCUAGCUGAACGUACAUGGACCCAGUCAAAAAAAAACACUCAUUCAUCUAUGUGACAAAAGGAAAAGAUGAAGAAGAUCACUGUGCAGCAAUUUAAAGAGAUCGUUGCCAAAGAACUGAAUAUCGGUGAACGCUCAGACUGCUGACAGCCGCCUGGGACAAAAAAAGGAAAGUAAGACUUUUUGAGAGUCCCCUCCACACGUUACUGGCUUCCUUACACAAUCGUCAGAGCCCGGGGGAAAUCCAAGAGGAAAGAUGACUCGCCGUAAAAAAAAACCCUCUCGGAAAUGUAAAGCAACUACAGAGAAGGAGCAUAAGGGCAAUAAAGUUGCAGUCACUCCGCCACAGAGACGUUAUUAUGGUCUGCGUAAUCAGGGAGCAACGUGUUACCUCAACAGUGUCCUGCAAGUUCUCUUCAUGACUCCAGAGAUCCACGACAGGUUGAAUGAAGAAUCACAAACAGACCUUCAGCUGAGAAAAAUCUUUGCCGGCCUGAAGAAACAGACAUGUGGAACAGAAGCUUUCACAGAAGCAUUUGGAAUUACGAAUGUUUGUCAACAAGGUGAUGCUCCAGGAUGCCUGGAAAUGAUUUUACAUAAUAUCAGCUCAAAAGCCUCUGAGGUUUUGAAAGGAAAGAUGACAUACACAACAAAGUGCUCCAAAGGCCACUGCAUCAAUGAGGAGACUAAUCCGUUCUUGACUCUUCCACUGUCACUGAUGACUGAUGCAACCUGCAGUGUGAAAGACGGCUUUGAAAGGAUCUUCCAGCUUACAUCAUUCAGUGGAGACAGCAUGGUGUACUGCAAUGAAUGUAACAACAAAACGGAGGCAACAAGUAGAUGUGAGAUGGUGAAAUUUCCUCAGAUUUUGACUCUGCUCCUUAAAAGAUUUGACUUUGACUACAGCUCCAUGUCACAUGUCAAAUCACACUGCCGUGUGGACGUGCAACAUACAUUACAAAUGCAGAACAAGGAGUAUGAACUGUAUGGGAUGGUGAAUCACUUUGGCAGUCUGAGAGGUGGACAUUACACAGCCACCAUCCUGUCCAAUGAGGACAAAGCCUGGUAUGAGUUUAAUGACACUGAAGUCAACAAGGUUGGAGAGCAACCAUUUGCAAAAAACAAGUCUUACACGUAUGUCUGA